Molecule: messenger RNA, 1496 nt
Organism: Archocentrus centrarchus (flier cichlid)
Lineage: Eukaryota; Metazoa; Chordata; Actinopteri; Cichliformes; Cichlidae
Gene: gale
Product: UDP-galactose-4-epimerase
Exons: 11
Coding region: 189-1211 (340 amino acids)
Biological process (GO): beta-D-galactose catabolic process via UDP-galactose, Leloir pathway
Cellular component (GO): cytosol
Molecular function (GO): UDP-glucose 4-epimerase activity
Source: RefSeq, a predicted model, not a curated record
UCCGCGUUUUAUAGGAAGUAAAGAAAUGUGUACAGGGAAGAGAAGACUUUACUGAAUGAACUGACGAGAAACCUUCAUCAGUCAUUUUUCCUGCUUCUGUAUCCGACCGCAUUUCUCAGGAGUCUCCACCGGAAACGACCGUUUACGCUUUCAGAGGGAAAUUCAGUUUUAUCUGUCAGGCUCAAAGAAUGGCAGAGAAGGUGCUGGUCACAGGUGGAGGGGGCUACAUUGGGAGUCACUGUGUGGUGGAGCUCAUUGAAUCAGGCUACCAGCCAGUCGUGGUAGAUAACUUCAGUAACGCUGUGCGAGGAGAGGGAGAUUUGCCAGAGAGCAUACGCAGAAUAGAAAAGUUUCUAAACACCAGAAUUGAGUUUCAUGACCUGGACCUCCUGGACCGGCCCGGACUGGAGAAACUGUUCAAAAAGCAUUCCUUCAGUGCUGUGAUACACUUUGCGGGUCUGAAGGCUGUGGGCGAGUCGGUGGAGCAGCCGUUACGCUACUACAAAGUGAACCUCACCGGCUUCAUCAACCUGCUUGAGGUGAUGCAGGCUCACAGAGUGCGCAAUCUGGUCUUCAGCAGCUCGGCCACAGUAUAUGGAGACCCCCAACACCUCCCCAUAGAUGAGCAGCACCCCGUGGGGGGCUGCACUAACCCAUACGGCAAGACCAAGUACUUCAUCGAGGAGAUGAUCAAGGACCACUGUAAAGCUGAGAAGGACUGGAAUGCAAUGCUGCUGCGUUACUUCAACCCAAUCGGCGCUCAUUCCUCCGGUCAGAUAGGAGAGGAUCCUCAGGGUAUCCCUAACAACCUGCUGCCGUAUGUUGCUCAGGUCGCUGUUGGGAGAAGACCGUGUCUCAGCAUAUAUGGAAAUGACUAUGACACGAUCGAUGGCACAGGUGUGAGGGAUUAUAUUCAUGUUGUGGAUCUGGCAAAGGGACACAUAGCUGCUCUGAAGAAGCUGAAGGAGAACUGUGGGUGCAAGGCUUACAACCUCGGGACAGGAAAAGGCUACUCUGUGCUGGAGAUGGUGAAAGCCAUGGAGAAAGCUUCAGGAAAAGAGAUCACGUAUAAGAUUGCCCCUCGCAGAGGAGGAGACGUAGCAUCCUGCUACGCUGACCCUCGUCUAGCUGAGAAGGAGCUGGGCUGGAAGGCUGAAUUUGACCUGGAAAGAAUGUGUAAGGUGAGGACCUCUGGCGCUGGCAGACCAUGAACCCCACCGGAUUUUCCAACGGAGUUUCCUGAUGCAACCCGAGCCGACUGCUGCUUUAAAAUCACCAAAGCCAACCAUCAGCUUCCUCAUUUUUGCAGUGACCUCAAGAGAAGCUGCAUUUUUUUAUGUUUUACUGAGUCUAAUUUUCUAUUUGUUCAAAUAAUGAUUCAGGUGAUUUUAAGAAUUGUCUAAAUGUCUGUUUACUCUUUGCUCAGAUAAUAACAUUUUCUCUAUAAAUGUAUGGCUAUGUGAGCCCCAACAAUGAAAUAAUAAAUUAAUUUUCUU